CAGGUUUUGCCUUGGAAAGUGAAAAUCGAGUAAUUUAGGGUGUAAUUUUACGUGGAAAUCGUUGAAAAGGAUGAACGGUGUUCGAGCAAAACUCGCUGCAAUGCGAGAAGAUUUGGCUGCAGCCGAAAAACGAGAGGAGAUUGCCAGACUUCGCACGAGAGAUGCUCGAGAGAGAACGGCGAGGGCCGAAGACGAAAUUGCCUCGGAAAAGCGUAAAAUCAAACUCGUUCAACAAAAUUUAGACCGAGUAGAGGAGCAGACGGAUAUAAAGUUGGAUAGAUUGGAGCGUUUGAACAAACACAUCCAUGAAAAUGAAACUUGGAGACGUCAGUUGGAGCGAAAGGAGAUGAAAGAAGACAACACAUUAGUCCACUUGGAGUCCAGGCAGAAAUCACGAAGAGGUUAUGUCGAAGAGGCAGAACAACGUUAUCGUGAAGCCUACAACAAAAUGAGAAUGUUAGAAGCGCGAAAUUCGAAGGUUGACGCAAGAAUUCGAGCUGGUAAAUUAAACGUAAAGUAUUUUGAAAGAAGACUAAACGACGCCGGGCAAACAGCUUUCAGUCUGGCAAGAUCAAGCGAAACUAAACAGGUGAAAUGCGACGAAUACCAAGAGAGAUAUAGACGCCUUAGCGAAAAGAAGGAACGAGUUUUGAUCACUGCUGAAUGUCUAGAGCGAAAAGCUGCCCAGCUUGAAAAGAAAGCAGUCGUUUUGCGAGAAGAGAAAAGAGAAGAGAUGAAACGAGUGCAAGGUGUAAAAUACGAACUAGGAUGCAUUUUGAAUGAGUUAAACAGAAGAUACUAAGUAAAUGUUUUUGAAAUUCAGUUUAUCUUUAUAUGUAUAAUUUGUGUAUGUUAGAAUGCCGGACCUUUUUAUAUAUUUCGUAAAAUACCCAUAGACAACUUUAUAUUACACUGUUAGCUAGUACGGUUUGAACACUGAAACGAUGAUAUUUUGUUAUUUACUUACGUGACGUCAAGCAAGAGGUGAAGAUUAUGAAGAUUAACUUGGUUUAUUUAGUGGUCAGAAAUUUCUGUAAAACGCUUCUAAAAUUCUUUUAAAUUGUAUAUAUUUAACAGAAUGAUAUUUUAUUACUACUACAAUAACAUAAAAUUCUAGCAAUUUUGACUUUCUAUUUUCCCAUAUUUAUCCUUUACCUUUUAUACUCAAAACUACUUUAUUCCAAUAAAGUAAU
Dendronephthya gigantea is the source of this 1193-nucleotide messenger RNA. RefSeq names its product tropomyosin alpha-3 chain-like. The transcript has 2 exons. The record is from RefSeq and is a predicted model, not a curated record. Gene Ontology annotation, biological process: muscle contraction; actin filament organization. Gene Ontology annotation, molecular function: actin filament binding. Gene Ontology annotation, cellular component: actin filament. NCBI's taxonomy places the organism in Eukaryota, Metazoa, Cnidaria, Anthozoa, Malacalcyonacea, Nephtheidae. The coding region runs from base 71 to 802 and encodes 243 amino acids.